Rotaria sp. Silwood1 is the source of this 1479-nucleotide messenger RNA. The record is from the annotation of a GenBank genome assembly. NCBI's taxonomy places the organism in Eukaryota, Metazoa, Rotifera, Eurotatoria, Philodinida, Philodinidae.
AUGGCAAGAUUCGAUGCAGCUAAAGCAAUAUUUUCACAAGUUGAUGCAAAUAAUGAUGGAACUAUUGAUCCACAAGAAUUUCGUAGUUGGGCUGCCAAUGGUAGUGUUGCAGGAGCUUUAGGUUCUGGAGCAUAUGAAUCAUCUUCAUAUCAAUCAGCAGCACUUGGCGGAUUUGAUCCAUCAGCUAGUCUUGCUUUUAGCAGUGGUGUUGGUUUAGCUGAACUUGGAGGAAGUGGUGCAUACGAAGCAGGAUACAGUUCUGAAAGUGGUUUUGAAUCUGCUGGUGGCUUUGCUGCUGGUGGUUUAGUUGCUGGCGGUCUUGCCGCUGGUGGUGGUAGUUUUGCUAUUGAUGGAGCUGAUAGUGCAUAUGCAGCAGCAGCAUCAGGUGAACUUGUUCAAGGAGGUGGUGUUGCUCUUGAAUCAAGUAGUUUAGAACAAACUACUCAAUAUGCUUCAGCUGGUGGUCUUUAUAAUGAUCCUAAUCCACAAAUAAUUCGACGACCAGCAGCUACUGGUCCAAUAAUAUAUAAACAAAAUGUUCUUGUUCGAUUUCUUCAACCACCACCUGUUCCACCACCAGGCCCACUUAUCAUUAAAGAAAUUCGUCCACCUCAACCACCACCACCGCCACCCCUUGUUGUACGUCAACGUGCACCACCUCUUCCUCCACCACCUCCACUUGUUUUACGUGAACGUCCACCUGUACCACCUCCAGUAAUUGCUACUCAAACAGUUAUUCGCCGUUUGGCUGCUUUACCCCUUCCACCACGAUCGGUCGUCAUCGAACGUCUUCCACCUCUACCACCAAAACCACGUGAUAUUAUUAUUGAACGAUGGAUUCCAUAUGGACCUCAAGCUAAACGUCGUGUCAUUGUUCAACGUGCUCCUGCUGCUAGAGAAUAUCCAAGACCACGUAAUGUUAUUAUUGUUUAUGAUGCUGUUCAAGCACGUGUCGUACGACAAUUUCAACGACUUGGUGUUGUACAAGAAAGUCCACAUGCUUAUGUUGCUCGUUAUGGUGGAUCACUUUUAGAUGCAACAACUCUUCUUCAACACGCUCGUGCUGCUGGUGUUGUUGAAGAUAUUACACCUCCACUACUUGCUGUAGCAUCUGCACACUUUGGUGCAUCGACAUAUGGUAUUGAUGCUGGUCUAGAUUAUUCAGGUGCAUCACUAAGUCAAAGUGCAUCAUUCAGUCAAGAUGCUUCAGCAGCAGAAGGUGAACUUACUGGUCUUGAAGGACUUGAAGUAAUUGGUGGUGCUGAAGCUGGUACAUAUGGUUUAAAAGUUGCUAGUGAUGCUGUUAGUGGAGGUUAUGGCUCUCAAUAUUAUGCAUCAUCAGGUUUUGCUGGUGAAGGAGGUUAUGCUGGUGGUGGCGGAAUUGAUGUAGCUGCUGCUGCUUUUGGUACUGCAGAUACUAAUCGUGAUGGAACAUUAGAUCAAGCUGAAUUUCAUCGUUUUCUGCAAGGCGGUCUUUAA